This is a messenger RNA of Saxophila tyrrhenica, 303 nucleotides long. RefSeq lists its product as uncharacterized. Bases 1 to 303 code for a protein of 100 amino acids. NCBI's taxonomy places the organism in Eukaryota, Fungi, Ascomycota, Dothideomycetes, Mycosphaerellales, Extremaceae. The record is from RefSeq and is a predicted model, not a curated record. The transcript is spliced from 2 exons.
AUGCCUGAGCCGACGGACCCUCGAAUCCUGGAGGGCGCUCGAUACUGGCAUGGCCUGCUCACCGCUCGACCCUCUUACCACGAAGCGAUGUGUGAGGUUAUGGGGACCUUCUACCACAUCCAGGCAGCACCGCCACCGCAGUUCUCUUCACAAGAAUGGGAUAAGCUGGUGGCAAGCCAGUUGGAGAUGAUGCACAUUCACGCACAGGCCGCAUACGACCGCUACGUGACUUCUGUCUCCCUCGAAGCCAGCUCAACUGAGUCCGGCUUGACCUCACUCCAUUCGGUGUCGGCUGGCGCGUAG